Molecule: messenger RNA, 4481 nt
Organism: Oncorhynchus mykiss (rainbow trout)
Lineage: Eukaryota; Metazoa; Chordata; Actinopteri; Salmoniformes; Salmonidae
Biological process (GO): regulation of transcription by RNA polymerase II
Molecular function (GO): DNA-binding transcription factor activity, RNA polymerase II-specific; RNA polymerase II cis-regulatory region sequence-specific DNA binding
Source: RefSeq, a predicted model, not a curated record
ACGUAUCAUCUAGUGGACGGAACUCUUCUUUCAACAGCAGCAACAGUUCGUCAGCCACCUCGGUAGCUUGCAAGACAAAAUAGACGAACCAAUAAAGCUCUAUUGACGCUUUCGUGUAUUUUAGCCACUGUGUUUUAAACUCACCUUUGUCGUCUAGUUAGUUAUCCGAUGUAAUUACAUAUUUACUGUGUUGUUGUUAUUAGUCAGCUAGCGGGCUGGUUAAGUUAGCAUUAGCCUAGCUAGCUAACAUCUCCGACCAUGAGCUCACUAAGCAACUCUCCUCCUGCUAAAGAAGAGGGGGUCUGCUGGACGGAGAAAGAAUCUCUCGUCAAAGAAGAGGAGGCUGUUACAAUAGAAAAACAAGUAGAGGGUGAGGUAGUUACCGUGAAAGAAGAAGAGAAAGACGUUUCAGUGAAAGAAGAGAAAGACGUUUCAGUGAAAGAAGAGGAAGACUCGUUCAGAGUGAAAGAGGAGGAGGAUGUUACAGUAAAAGAAGAGGAGACAGAGGAGGAUGUUACAGUAAAAGAAGAAGAGAAAGAGGAGGAUGUUACAGUAAAAGAAGAGGAGGGUGUUACAGUAAAAGAAGAGGAUGCCGUUUUUGGAGUGAAAGAGGAGGAGGAGGAGAUUACUAUUACAUCGAAAAAGGAGGAAGAAGAGGAGGAAACUGGAUAUCUGGGCCCGAUUUCCCAAAGGCAUCUUAAGGCAUCGAAUGGUUCUAACGAUGAAUGUGCCCUGAUUAACACCAGAGAGAGACGUGACUAUCAUGGAUCCUCUGGGGAGCCUCAACAACCUCAUGACGCUGACAAGGCAGAGAAGAGUCUCUCCAGAUCAAAACACCCCAAGAAACACCUGCAGAGACCCACAGGGAAGAGAACUCACCACUGCUCUGACUGUGGAAAGUGUUUUGUUUCUUCAGGAUGUUUAAAAUCACACCAGAGAACACACACAGGAGAGAAACCUUAUAGUUGUGAUCAAUGUGGGAGGAGAUAUGUUACUUCUAGCGGGCUGACUAAACACCAGAGAACACACACAGGAGAGAAACCUUAUAACUGUAUUCAAUGUGGGAAGAGUUUUACUCAGUCAUCCAGCCUGAUAUUACAUCAGAGAACACACACAGGAGAGAAACCUUAUAGCUGUAUUCAAUGUGGGAAGAGUUUUACUCAGUCAUUCAGCCUGAUAUUACACCAGAGAACACACACAGGAGAGAAAUCUUAUAUCUGUGCACAAUGCGGGAAGAGAUUCGCCUCCUCAGCAGACAUUAAAAUUCACCAGAAAAUCCACACAGGAGAGAGACCUUUUAGCUGCUCUGACUGUGGAAAGAGUUUUGUUCGCUCUGGACAAUUAAAAUCACACCAGAGAACACACACAGUAGAGAAACCUUAUAGCUGUAAUCAAUGUGGGAAGAGUUUUACUCAGUCAGGCAACCUUGUAUCACACCAGAGAAAACACACAGGAGAGAAACCUUAUAGCUGUGAUCAAUGUGGGAAGAGGUUUACUCAGUCAGGCAACCUGGUAUCACACCAGAGAACACACACAGGAAAUAAACCUUUUAGCUGUGAUGAAUGUGGAAAGAGUUUUACUACAUCUAACCAUCUUAUUGUACACCAGAGAACACACACAGGAGAGAAACCUCAUUGCUGUGAUCAAUGUGACAAGAGAUACUCUGAUAAAAGAUCACUGAUCAAACAUCAGAAAAUACAUACAUGAAGGAGUUAUUUCAUGAUAUCAAUUAAAUAAUGUCACAGUGUAGAAUGUUUUAACAUUGUAGAAGGAGUGUUUUAAUGAUAUCACAAUGUAGAAUGUUUUAACAUUGUAGUAGGAGUGUUUUAAUGAUGUCACAAUGUAGAACCCUAAACGUUUUUGUCCCCUGUUCUAUUGAUUUCAACAUGAUAUGGAUAUUAGGCUCAGGGGGAAAAUCCAGGCUCUGAAUUGAAAGAGUAUUAUUUAUGUGAUUUAACAAAAAGUUACUAACAAAAAUAGGGUUGUGUUACACACACCACAUUGGCCACCAACUUAAAUCAAAAUGCAAUACUUCAAAAUGUAGCUAGCUGUUUUCUACAAAUUGUCCUCUAACCAGGGAUGUACACAUUAUUCCCAGAUUCUGUGUGGUUUUUGGUCAGUCACGUUUAACAGGAUGUGCAACCUCAUCUCCCUCCUGUCGCACACUUGAUUUCAACAUGAUAUCGAGGAUUUAUGACAAAUAAGUGUUGUGUUCCUUUGUUUAGUGACCCCUACAUUUAAAUGCAUCACUCCAAAAUGUAGCUGAUUGUCUUCUGCAGGUUGUCCUCUAACCAGUGAGGUAAAAGAUAUCUCCCAUUUCCAUGUGUUUUGUUUAGUUGUGUUAGAUUCAACAGCACGAACAACCUGAUUCCCCCCCCCCCCUUCCCCCCCAGUUGAUAUCAGUGAUUUAUUGCUAUUUGUCAAAACAACAGCGUUUUUGGUGCCGUUUAUAAUAAUAUGAUUAUUGUGACAGUAGUUUGUGUAUAUAGCAAAUUUUAUGUUUAGCUUUUCAAUUUAUCACAAACUGUUUCUGCAUAUUGGUUAUUGAUUUGGACAUGUUAAAACUGUGUUUUGACAUUGGGGAUAUCCCACCUAGCAAAAUGUAAUUGAAAAGAAGUUAUAAAAAAAGAAGUUAGAAAAUAUAUAUAAAAUAUAUAAUAUUUUUCAAUGAAAACAACUUAUUUUCGAAAUACUUGCAGCCUAUACACAUGGACGCAGUAUAAUAAAUUGGUCUAUAAUCAAUUGUAUUAACAAUCUGACAUCACUCCAGUAUUUGACAACAUUCAAGUGCUAAUGGUCUUUAUUCCACUACUGAAGAAGCCUGACUCAAAUCACCUCAUAUUUCAAACAUUCAGCCUGACAAAAGAUACGUUUUGUUAUUCCAUGCCUCACCAUCAAGUUAAUUAUUGCCGAUACAUAUUAACAAAGGGGUGUACAUUUGCUUUUGAUAUUUCAUAUUUACAAUUAUGUAACAUUUAGUAAUCAUAGUUAUUCAUGCAAAUUAUAUUGACAUUGUUACCCUGCUUUUAUAAUAUCAGGGUUCAUUCUCAGAUGUCUCAACCCAAAUGUACUAGAGCGUGACAUUGGGGACUGGGCCACGAUCCAACAACAUGCCUAUGUAGUGAACCCUGAAAAGAGAGAGAAGCUCCGCAGUGAGGUGGAAAGUUAAUACGGAUAUCGCAGGAGUUUCCUCUUGAAAUCAGACAUGUCCGUGACAAGGACAACUUGGUUGCUGAUCGUCUCAAGGGUGGGCAGUCAAAAAGAUUUGUGUUUUGAGUUUAUCUAGUGCGUUACCAUGGAUUAUUUUGACUGCACGUUUUUCCGUAUUGGAGAUUAGUUUUGUUUGGGCUCGUUCCAAGGGGACGAGAGUUCUAGAAGCUAGUGAGUUUUAGGAAGACGAGAGUUCUAGAAGCUAGUGAGGGAAAAAAGUUUUUCUUUCUGCUUUUUAAUUGAUGACAGCCAGUAGACACCAUGUUUAUAUUGUAGAAGGUGAAGCAUUGUAGUUGAUUAUAAUGUGAAACGGAAGUUGUUUUCUGUUGGUGGUGAGCAUUCUCUUAAGGUGUUACAGUCUUUGGUUUUUACAUUUAUGUUUUGAGGUUGGACGUUAGCACGUAGGACGCACUGAUUGGUGUCACCUCGUUAGUCAGUAUGUGUUACACUGUGCUGGCUUGUCCAUCUCGUUAGUGGGAAGGUGUUUCACCUGAGCUGGUCCAGGUUCUAUUUAAGAGUGUCUGGCCCAGUGCUCCAGUUGUCUUGAUAGAUGUGACAAAUCAACACCUUUAGUUGCGCUACCGUUUUGGCUUCCUGUUUUUAAGUUUGUUGUGGGUUUUUCUUUUGUUUUCCUCUUCUUGGGCAGAUUUAGUGGGUCUCGUGGUGCUUGUCUUUUAGGUACCAGUUGUUGUUACUAGUCAACUUUCAGUGGACACUGUGAGAGUAAAAUUUGCAAGAUUAUGUUAUUAUACUUUUAUUGCAUCAAAUGGUUGUUUUAUGCAACAGAAUAGAGGGUUCUUAUAACUAUUGUGUCUGUGUUCUACUGAGGAUGGGCCUCUGGGAGAAAACACUGACAGGAGAUUUACAAUGUCUUUUGGGUGAUAAAACCUAACGAGACCGCAUUCCAGAGCAUGAGUUAAUGUUUCUGUUCUAUAUGGUACCAGGGAGGAAUGGCCUCAGGGCCAGACCCUGGUCUCUACACAAAGAGUACUGUUUUUACUGCAGAAACUGUCUGCUGAGAAUUAGUAGUAUUAGAAGUGUCUUUCAUACAAAUCAUAACCUUCUGACCCGUUCUAUACAUCUGUUGUUGGUCAUGUAGGUUGAAAGGGGUGUAUCUUGGCUGUAACAGACCUUUGUACUUGGGUCUCUCAACGAAUCAUCUGGGGGUGAUACAACAACCAGCCAUCACUAUCGUAGAGCACUCAAUUGAUUCACUUUGUAUGUGUACGUUGUAUUAACCUGCUCUUAUUAAGUGAAUAAAGAUUUAGUUU